UAAGAAUGGAUGAAGACUUUAAGACAAAAACACUUGACUCUACUCUUCAAAGUCCAUCAGAGACAUUGCUUUCUAUUCAACUGUUAAAUUUUAAAACAAAUUUGUUGGAGGCAAUAGAAGAACUACGUAUAAGAAGGGAAACAGAGAUUCAUUAUGAAGAUCAGAUAAGUAAAAUUGUUGUUGAGAAACAGGAACUCGAAUGGCAGAAGGAAACUCUGCAGCAUCAGACAGAUACGUUGCAUCAACAAAACAAAGAAGCUGUGGCAGUCUUUAAAAAACAGUUGCAGGYAAAGGUGUUUGCCAUGGAAGAAGAAAAGGGAAAAUAUCAACUUGCUAUAGAAACAAAAGAAAAAGAAAUUGAUGGACUGAAGGAAGCAUUAAAAGCAUUACAGAUUUCGAAAUACACUUUACAGAAGAAAUUGAAUGAAAUGGAUCAAAAAUUACAGAUGCACUUAACAUCAAAAGGGGAGCAUCAUAAGAAACUAAAUGAAGUUGAGAAGUGUUACRCUACUAUUGCACAUCAGUUUGGAGUUGUAAAAGGGGCUCAUGGAAAACUGGAGCACAGUGUACAGGAAGCAAUACAACUCAAUAAGAAAUUGAUGGCAGUAAAUAAAAGACAAGACACAGAAAUAAUUAAUUUGAAGGAAGAACUGAAGAAAGUAACUACAGACUUGAUAAGGUCCAAGGUCACAUCUCAGUACAGGGUGGGAGAAGAAAACAUCAAUCUUGCAGCUAAGGAAAAAGAGUAUCAAGAACUGCAACAAAAAAUCAGAAUGGAGAUGGAAGUUAGUAAAAAAUUUCAAGAAGAAAAUGCUCACAUUAAAGAAGAAAAGCUGGAAAUUCUCAGCUCUCUACAACGUGUGCAGGAGUUGCUUCAGCGAAUGACACAAACAAAUGCAAGAAUGGAAGAUGAAUUCAAGGCACUGAAAGAAGAAUAUCAGACCCUUGAAAGAGAUAAUGAGCUGCAAAGGGAGAAGGCAAAGGAAAAUGAAGAAAAGUUCCUUAAUCUUCAGAAUGAGCAUGAGAAGGCACUAAGAACUUGGAAAAAAGAUGAGGAAAAUAUGAGAAAGGAGAUAGAUGCUAUGAAAAAUGAGCUGAAUUCCCUUAAAGGAGUUUCUGCCCCUCUUGAUUUUCAGUCUCUUCAGGAAAAUGAGUGUUCURGACAAGCAGAAAAUCUGCAGUGUGGUCAAGAGCAAUCAAAAGAUAGUGCAAUACAGCCUAUUCAGAAAGAGAAGGAGUGUAUACAACAUCUAAGGAAAGAUGGCAUUUCUGGGCAUAAAGAAGAAGUUGGAAUAGAAAAUGUGAUGGACUGUCCGUUCCACCUGGAGGAAGUGCAGAUAGAACAAAUUUUACAAGUUCUUGAAAACAGUUGUGAGGAUGAAGAUAACGUUGCUGCUCCUCACAUAGAACAGCAAGGGGAGGCUUCUUCCAGGAAGAACACCUUGGGCACUGGUACCGAUUUAAUUGCCCAAGGACAGCCCCGGGAAACGUGUGUCACCGAGUGCAAAGCGGCAGAAAAUCUGGGAGCAAUCCCCAGGGUGGUGCUGCAGGAGAAGCAAGCAGGCUCAGAACACCAGCUCCCGGACUGCCUCGACCUGCCGGCACUUCGCACAGGGGCUGGAAAGGUGUUUCUAGAUGGCAUUGACGUAGCAGGGAGCUACCAAAAGGCUCCGAGUCAGGAGACGAGCUCCAGCAGGGAAGAGYUGGGCAACGCUACAGACGAACCGGCUUGUGUUAAUGCAGACAAAAAGAUGUGUGCCCUACAAUGCACCAAAAGUGCCCUUGUGCCUGAGGCACYCAGCAAGGAGUCUGGAGGAGCUCUGGGCACUGAGGAGAAGGCUGAGCCCGAGAGAAGUGCAGGCAGUCAUCAAGGCAAGGAAGUCAACGUUGGCAUCCUGUCUUACACUAAAGAAAAUGAUCAGGCAGAAUACCAGGACUGUAGCUUGCUGGACAGUGACGGUGGUGUAGAAAACAGACCAAAGGAAGCAGAAAAAAAGUUAAGUCUGAGUGAUUUACAUAAAUUUCUGUUUAACCAGAAACAUGUAGGURUUGAAGAGAGAAAUUGCAACGACAAUGCCAGAAACAUAAGCCGAAAUGCUGCUCUACUGACUGUUGRUUUUCCAGCAGCAGAUAGUGCAAAUUUACCCACUCUUUUACCCACUCUUUAUGGUGAUACUGCAAGUAGUGACGACAUCCUAGAAGAACAUAGCACUAAUAGGCCUCUUAGCGGUGCUUUCAAUUUAUCUGCAAAAGCAGAUAGAGGAAUAAGCGUGACUGACACACAGAGCAACCAGCCUGAACAAGCCAGUGCUGAGCAAACAGGCAGUGAUACAAAAAAAUGUGCUUUGAAUGUWGAAAAUGUAUCUACAACAAAUGCUGGUGGUGACCUUGAAACAGUCAUUCAUAAGGAAACCUCGAAAGACAGAAGUAGUACAGAUAAUCUCACACCCUGUGAAGAUGUUAGUAACAAUACACAGAUACAGCCCAUCAAAAAUGAACAUUCUCUGGAGAUUAAUGAUAAUUCAAUAAAUAACGCACUGUUAAAAGAGAAAAAAGGUUCACUAAGUAGUACAGUUCCAGGAAGUAAGUUUGCUGAGGGUCACCUGAAAGAAUCAUGUUCUUUACCCAUGAGAACAUCUGGAAAUCUAGUAAACCUAAGUGGAAGGUCAUCCUUUGAUCUUUCAACCUGGGGUAAAAAAGCUGAGAAAACUCCAGUACUCUUUAAGUUUUUAGAUCUCAGUUCUUGUUCAAGAGUAAAUCAAGUAAGAAGUCAAACAAUGUGGACUUCAGCUUCCAAAGAGCCUUCUCUUUUGCAAGAGAAACUACCCACUCUGGCAGAAAGCAGGAAGAGUAUUUCAGACACGCAGAAUGUCAGCGAAAGUGUUGUCAGCAAAGAAAUGUGUCUAGGUUCCCCCAGUUUCAACAGAGCUGCCGACACUUUGAAUAUCUGUAGUAUCCACCAAGCCCCCCAGGGAGACCCUCGUGAGGAAAGGAAUGCUGCAGCAAAGGCUCUUUGUGAUUCUUCUUUUCCCACAGAACAUGUAAAAGAAGGAUUUGAUGUUUUAAAGCACGAGCAGAAGUCUUCACGCGUGGCUGUGACGGCAGUAGGUGAAAGCGCACUCAGAGACCAGGAGAGGGGUCCCACACACAAGUUCAACAUAAAAAGCCAAAUAGAAGAAAUAGAGAAGUUCCUGAAUUUGGAAAGGCUUCACUCAUCAAGAAAGAGAAAAUAUGAGGAAAGCUGA
This is a messenger RNA of Nothoprocta perdicaria, 3245 nucleotides long. RefSeq names its product coiled-coil domain containing 73 (gene CCDC73). The record is from RefSeq and is a predicted model, not a curated record. The transcript has 17 exons. Lineage: Eukaryota; Metazoa; Chordata; Aves; Tinamiformes; Tinamidae. Bases 6 to 3245 code for a protein of 1079 amino acids.